Messenger RNA from Argiope bruennichi, 645 nucleotides. Its product is annotated as gastrula zinc finger protein XlCGF7.1-like. The transcript has a single exon. Bases 1 to 645 code for a protein of 214 amino acids. NCBI's taxonomy places the organism in Eukaryota, Metazoa, Arthropoda, Arachnida, Araneae, Araneidae. The record is from RefSeq and is a predicted model, not a curated record.
AUGAAUGAACCCGUUGUAGUAUAUUUAGCAAAGAAGCCAACGCCAGAAGAGAAGACUGUGUGUGACACAGAAUUUGAGCAAAAACAUGCAAUAACGUUACAUUUGCAUACGCAUACGAAAGAUAAAUCUCAUGUUUGUGGCAUAUGUUACAGAGUAUUCAAUAACAAAAAUACUCUUCGAACCCAUGUGCGUGCUCAUACGAAAGCUAAGCCUUUUGGAUGUUCGGUUUGUAGUAGAUCAUUUAUGACCAAGGAAGAACUAUGUAUUCAUUUACUGAAUCAUACCAAGGAAAGACCACAUGUUUGCGGUAAUUGUGGUAGAGCAUUUGCUCAUAAAGGACAUUUAAAUGCUCAUCUUCUCAUUCACGCAAGAGUGAAGCCUCAUGCAUGUGAUGAAUGCAGUAAAGCAUUUACUCACAAACACAGCCUAGUCCGACAUUUACUCACGCAUACGAAGGAGAAACCCCAUGUGUGUGGUGUAUGUAACAGGGCAUUUUCCCAAAAGAGUACUUUACUAACUCAUUUUGUAACUCAUACAAAUGAAAAGCAUUUUGGAUGUGGUGUUUGUAAAAAGCCUUUUGUGCACAAAAAUAGCUUAAUGAGACAUCUACGUAAACAUGUGAAACAGGAAGAGGAAUCUGAUUGA